AUGGCUACGAAACGGAUGAACGUUCUUGUCUACUCUGGUGCGCUCACUCAGGAAGCAUGGCGAGCCAAUGAAAAUCUAAUGCUCUCAGGAAACGGAAGUACCGUGGAAUCAGUUCGACAUUGUCUCUAUACCCUUCGAAGACUGUUGUCGCCCAACUAUGCUGUUAUUCCGGUCACCGGCGACAUGAUCAUCAAAGAGCCUUGGACGGCGACAUGCGCUGCUCUAGUAUUCCCGGGCGGAGCUGACCAGGGAUAUUGCAAUACCCUCAAUGGCGAGGGCAAUAGGCGGAUUCGUCAAUUUGUUGAGCGUGGUGGAAAUUACAUCGGCUUUUGUGCUGGUGGCUAUUAUGGAAGCAGUCGAUGCGAAUUCGAGGUUGGCGAUAAGCUGAUGGAAGUAAUUGGCGACAGAGAACUUCAAUUCUUUCCUGGUAUUGCUCGAGGUUGUGCAUUUCCGGGAUUUGUCUAUCAUAGCGAGAAGGGUGCUCGGGCUGCAGACCUGAAGGUCGACAAGACUGUCAUGUCAGCUGGGACUGUGCCCAAGGUCUUCAAAUCCUACUACAACGGAGGCUGCGUUUUUGUGGACGCACCAAAGUUCAAGAGUCAGGGUGUUGAAGUCCUUGCGAGUUACACGGAACAUGUCGCUGUGGAUUCGGGCGAAGGCUCUGCUGCCGUUGUAUAUUGCAAGGUCGGUCAAGGUGCAGCAUUACUGACGGGUCCACAUCCAGAGUUCGUCUUUCUGGGGAAGCCAGCUGAUGACUGGUCACUGACGAAGCCUAGGUUCGCCUCAGCCAACCUGGAAUCCAAGCCAGAUGUCCCCGGAUUUUCAGACGUGAUCAAGACCCUGGCCGCCGAUGAGAAACACAGAAUGGAUUUUGUCAAGGCAUGUCUGACCAAGCUUGGUCUUACAGUGAGCGACGACCAAAAUGUACCAUCCCUCUCCUAUAUGCACCUUUCCUCUUACACGCCGUCCGACACAACACAGCUGUUGGCCUCAUUGCAGCAUCUCAUCGAGAAGGACGAAGAACAGCAAGACUUCCUGAGGGACGACAAUGACACAUUUCACAUUAUCAAACCGUCCGCAUGGGAAACGAAAGAUUUAGCAGAAGCAUUGCCGUUACAGGUUGAUAACAAGAGAUCUGCUAACGAGCUGGAUGGCAGCUCCGAUCGAAUAGUCGACUAUAAUACGGUCACCAAACAUAUAAUCGUACACGACAACAGCCAGCCAGAGUCCAAGUCAACGCCAUAUUUUAAUCAUCGUGCCUUUUACGCAAACCUUGAACAUUAUCAAAGUCAGUUCCCCAGCACUUCAACGUUUGGCGCACAUUUACUUUAUGGCGAAGUGGUGACUUCAACAAACACAUUACUCGAAAAGAACACCAAAUUGCUUCGAAACCUCCCCCAAGGCUUCACAGCCACGGCCACGGUACAAGUCGCUGGAAGAGGCCGGGGAUCCAAUGUGUGGGUAUCGCCUCCUGGGAGCCUCAUGUUCAGCACUGUCAUCCGGCAUCCCAUGACAAAAAUGCAGGCUGCUCCAGUUGUGUUCGUUCAGUACUUGGCAGCGAUGGCGAUAGUACAAGGAAUAAAAUCUUACGAUGGCGUCCGUUACAAAGACAUGCCAAUCAAGUUGAAGUGGCCAAAUGACAUCUUCGCAUUGGAUCUCGCAAAGGCCGAGGAGAAUGGUGGCGAUAGAAACGAAAAUUACACCAAAAUUGGCGGCAUCCUUGUGAACAGUCACUACAAUAGCAAGGAGUAUAUCGCCGUGUGUGGAAUCGGUCUGAACACUGCCAACGCUGCUCCAACCAUAUCAUUGAACCAGCUCAUACAAUUCCUUCCGCGCAAAGUUGAGCCAUUCACACUGGAAAAGCUGCUGGCCAGGAUUCUGACGGUUUUCGACGACCUCUAUGCGCGAUUUCUGGUCACAGGAUUUGAUGAAACCAUGGAAAAGAUCUAUUACGAGCAUUGGUUGCACAUGGACCAAAUUGUCACGCUCGAAGCCGAAGGUGGCCAGCGAGCACGCAUCAAAGGGAUUACGAGAGACUAUGGCCUACUCAUUGCUGAAGAGCUGGGCUGGGAAGACCGAGAGACCGGUAGAAGAUGGACUUUACAAAGCGACGCCAACAGUUUCGACUUUUUCAAAGGCCUCGUGAAGGUAUGUGGCCCUUGCUGCGGAGAGCCUAAUUUGCAGCUCAGCCCGAGGACAAAAGCCCUCAUUGUCUUUGCCUCAACGUGA
Messenger RNA from Exophiala spinifera, 2229 nucleotides. RefSeq names its product biotin-[acetyl-CoA-carboxylase] ligase. Gene Ontology annotation, molecular function: biotin--[biotin carboxyl-carrier protein] ligase activity. The record is from RefSeq and is a predicted model, not a curated record. Gene Ontology annotation, cellular component: cytoplasm. Gene Ontology annotation, biological process: protein modification process. The coding region runs from base 1 to 2229 and encodes 742 amino acids. The transcript has a single exon. NCBI's taxonomy places the organism in Eukaryota, Fungi, Ascomycota, Eurotiomycetes, Chaetothyriales, Herpotrichiellaceae.